This is a messenger RNA of Umbelopsis ramanniana AG, 428 nucleotides long. RefSeq lists its product as uncharacterized. The record is from RefSeq and is a predicted model, not a curated record. Bases 104 to 400 code for a protein of 98 amino acids. Lineage: Eukaryota; Fungi; Mucoromycota; Umbelopsidomycetes; Umbelopsidales; Umbelopsidaceae. The transcript has a single exon.
CUUUGAAACUGAUCUUGGAUACCUAGUAACAGCAUAGCGGUCUAGCUAUGUUCAACUCAGAAACACAUCUUAGUACGGUAGUAUUGACAAGCAAUCUUUGAACAUGGAAGAUUCUGGUUCGAAAUCUGACAUGUUGAUGGUGAAAGAUCUUCCCGCUCAUGCAACCUUGCGCUGGCUUUUCUUACAUCUGACUUUCACGGCGGCGAUCUUAGUAUUAACGGUGCGCUCAAUUUUACUACACCCUCCCUUUCGACUACGUAGGACUAGGACAACGGCCAAACUACCAUUGACGCUUCUCAAAGUCUCAAUAACUUUCAAAUUGAAAGAAAUGCGAGUACCUUAUGUUAGAGCGGAGACACAGGGACGGAUCAUGUUGAAGGCAAAUAUACACUUCUUUUGAGAUAUUAAACCAAUGCUAUGUAGUAUCU